GAAGCCAAGACGAACUUUACAGGAAGCCAACAACACGAUGGCUGACUUGGUGGGAUACGGUUAUGCUGCCUUCGUGACGAUCGGUGGAAUUAUAGGCUACAUUAAAGCUGGUAGCACAGUGUCCUUAGGCAUGGGGCUGCUUAUGGGUGGUUUGUCAGGUGUCGGCGCUUACAUGAAUUCUCAGUCUCCCAGGAGCUGUGUGGUUCUUCUUUUAUCAAGUGGUGCAUUGGCUGCAGCCAUGGGUGUGAGAUUCUACAACUCUGGCAAGAUCUGGCCACCAGGGGUCAUGGCAAUACUGAGUUUGGGCAUGGUUGCCAAGUGCGGUGUCCAGAUGAUGCAGUAGCAUACAUUCCACCAUUGGAGAAAAAACUCCAGCUUCCAUAGUAUGCAUUUUUAACUAAAGCAAGAACUUUGUAAAAUUUAGUUUUAGAAUAAACAGUUAGUAGUUCACAUAGAGAUAUCUACAAGGCAGUUUAGAUCAGAUGUUCCUUCAGUUUAUGUACCAAGUACAUAUUCAAGAAGUAUGCUUUGUUUGUUUUUGACAAGUUACAGUUUGUUGUCUUAGUUUUGCUUUAAAGUAUAGUUCUAGAAUUAAUUUAUAGGUAUUGAUGGUUUUAAAAUAAAAAGGAAAACUAUGUAAGGGAACCAAUGAAUG
Messenger RNA from Lingula anatina, 655 nucleotides. RefSeq names its product transmembrane protein 14C-like. Gene Ontology annotation, cellular component: mitochondrial membrane. The record is from RefSeq and is a predicted model, not a curated record. Lineage: Eukaryota; Metazoa; Brachiopoda; Lingulata; Lingulida; Lingulidae. Gene Ontology annotation, biological process: regulation of heme biosynthetic process.